AUCUACUUCUUGGUCGAAGGAGCACACACAAAAAAUAAAUUUCCAGUAAAAAAGUGUGUGGAGCCAUUGGAAACUUCGAAAAAAUCCAAAGAAAACGACUUCGGAUAAAUGGCAACUGGUGGAGGAACCGUUAAUAUUGGAGGUGGUGCAGCUUUGGGAGCAACAUCAGCAGCAGCAAUCAAUGCGAAUCUUCAAGCCCUCCAGACUUUUCAUCAACGUUGUGGUCGUCGUAUAACACUUUCCAAUGGCAAUAGAACAGCUUCUAGAUCUGUAAGAGAUUUCAGUCACGCCCUGGUGUUUAGUUCGGAGCCAUUGAUAGAUGAUGUCUUGUUUGAAGUGGUCAUAGAACGAAAGAACCAUUCUUGGGGCGGUAGCAUUGAAAUUGGUGUCACCUCCGAGUCACCGGACAAGCUGGAGCUACCUUCAUGUGCCACUGUUAUGCGUAAUGGCACCUGGGUAAUGUCAGGAAUAGAUGUACGCAAGGAUGGUUUAUGCCUUACCGAAUUUUAUGGCGUUGAUCUGGAGACUCUAAAUGUGAAUGACCGUGUAGGGGUCAUGCGUACGUCCAAAAAUGAAUUGGAGUUUUAUGUUAAUGGUGAAUCACAAGGUGUGGCGGCGGUUAAUAUGCCUAAGACUUUGUGGGCUUUGGUGGAUUUGUAUGGGCGCUGUGUUCAAGUGUCUUUAUGUCCUACGGAUGCAGUGGCCAGUAGUGGUGGCGGUGUUGGAGUUUGUAGUGUGGACUUUCAGGAGGAAAUGCCUCAACAUUCCCAGCAAAUCGUGCAAAACAUUGAUGUGGAUGUUACCGUCACCAGCUCAUAUACUCCAAAUGGGGGCGUACUUGCCGAUGCCGCUUCAUCAUUGGCCAAUUCUGCCAUUUUGACGUCGGGCCUGUGUGGUCUUUCUUUGGGCAAUACGGGCAACACGCCUACUUCUAUUUCAUCUGUGGGUGAUUAUUAUGACAUGAACGACAGAUUGCGUUUUCAUACCCGCUGUGGUUCGUUGGUAAAGCUAUCACCCAAUUGCCGUUCAGCCGAAAGAAGGCGCCCCUUGGAUGAAUUUAACAAUGGUGUGGUUAUGACCCAUCGCCCUCUGAAAGACAAUGAAUUAUUUGAAAUACGCAUUGAUAAAUUGGUGGACAAGUGGUCGGGUUCCAUAGAGGUUGGGGUGACCACCCACAAUCCCAAUGUUUUACAUUUUCCUGCCACAAUGACAAACAUGCGCUCGGGCACAAUAAUGAUGUCGGGCUGUGGCAUUUUGACCAAUGGUAAGGGCACGCGACGCCAAUAUGGCGAAUUCAAUUUGGAUGAGUUGAGAGAAGGUGAUCGUGUGGGCAUGAUGCGCAAGGCUAAUGGAAAUCUCCACUACUAUAUUAAUGGCCAAGAUCAAGGAGUAGCUGCCACUCGAGUACCUUCUACUCUCUGGGGGGUUAUUGAUUUAUAUGGCAUGACCAUUAAGGUGACGAUUGUGGAUAGGGAUGAACGAGAACAACAGAAUUUGGUGACCCGGCGUAACAAUCUAAUAUCGACAAAUAGUACUUCCAUAGGCGGUAUGACAGCAAAUGGAAGUGGCAUUGCGAAUUCGGCAGCGCCCACUCCAGUUCUUAGUUUGCUUAGUCCUGAAAGUGAGGUGGCGGCCAUGGCGGAUUCAGCACUUACAGCACCGGCGGCUAAUCAGUCCAGAAAUGAUGAUCGCUUGACUUUUCAUCCCAUGUGUGGAUCACAUGCAAAUGUUACACAUUCCGGCAGAACGGCAUUGAGGCCAAAUGCCUCCGAUGACUUCAAUAAUGGUGUAGUACUAACACGACGUCCUUUGAGGCCCAAUGAAAUGUUUCAAGUUCGGUUGGAACGAGUUGUUACCAAAUGGGCGGGUUCGGUUGAAAUGGGAGUUACCACCCACAGUGCAGAGGAGCUUGAUUUCCCUUUUACCAUGACCAAUGUUCGCUCUGGAACUUGGAUGAUGACCGGCAAUGGUGUGAUGCAUAAUGGCAUUACUGUAAUCGAACAAUAUGGCCAGAAUCUGGAUCGCUUACAAGUGGGCGAUCGUGUGGGUGUGGUUCGCAAAGAUGACGGCACACUUCACUUCUUUGUUAAUGGCGUAGAUCAAGGCCCGGCUGCCUCAAAUGUUCCUGAACGUGUUUAUGGUGUCAUAGAUUUGUAUGGACAAGCUGCCCAGGCUUCCAUAGUGGACACAUCUGAGUGCAAUAGCCCAGAUACAGGCAAUUCCACAAUAUCGAAUACCACUUUGUACAGUGAAACGCCUUUAAGAUUCCAUACCAUACAUGGCAAAAAUGCUAGUAUUUCGAAUAGUGGUUUAACUGCAUCGCGACCCAACUCUUUGGCGGAGUUUAAUGAUGCCAUUGUUUUCAGCAAUCGCCCUUUGAGACAAAGGGAACUUUUUGAAGUGUCUCUCGAGGAGGUGGUUAGGCAUUGGUCGGGCAACAUAGAGAUAGGAGUUACUGGCUCCCGUCCCGAGGAUAUACAGUUGGCGGCCAAUGCCACUGAAAUGGAUGCCAUUGACACAAUCAUAUUGUGUGGCCCCAUGAUUUUUCACAAUCGUAAAAAGCUACGGUCCAAUGUUUUGGUGGAUCUCGACACCUUGGGCACAGGGGCUCGGGUGGGGGUAAUGCGAAAUGGCGACUUUAUACAUUUUUUCAUAGAUGGCGUAGAUCAAGGACCGGCUUGUGAGUGCCGCUCACCUAAUGUUUGGGGUGUCAUUGAUUUAUAUGGCCAAUGUGCCCAGGUAUCUUUGACACAAACCCAAACAGCGGAUAUGCGUGCUCCAUACGCUACCAGUGAGAACUCGCAAAGUUGUCAGGCCACUUCGGUUAUACAGCCCACCACUUUGGAGACAAAACAUCGUUGGACCUGCAUUUCGGGCAAUGUUACUUUGACACAGAAUUGGACAGUGGCUUCACGUCUAACGGGAGCAUCGGCAGCAUUGUCGCGUUGUGUGGUAUUCUCCGAGCAUCCUUUGAGUGUGGGCUCGCCCUUUGAGAUAAAAAUCGUUUCGCACAAUCCUUUGUUUGCGGGCUGUCUUAGCAUUGGCAUUACCGAUCUUAAUUUGUCCGAUGACAAUGUGCGUAAAAACAUUCCAUUGAGUAUUAAACGCAUACCAGCUAAUGUUUGGUAUGCCUCAGGCAACGAGGUUCGCUAUAAUUCCACGUUAUUGCAAAGAUCCAUGACUUCAUUAGAAUGGCUGCGAGUGGGAGAUCGCAUAGCCUUAGAAUUAACGCCCGCUCGAACAUUACGCAUUUUGCUUAAUUCUGAAGACAUGAAUAUACAAUUCCAAAAUGUGCCCAAUGAUGUUUAUGUGGUUGUUGAGCUUCAAGGUUCUACCAUGGCCGUACAGGUGAUUUCCUCCCAAGGGCCUACCUCCCCACUCAGACCGUUCAGUUUGCGUCUACAGGAUUCUUUGGAAUUUGGCGUGGAUCCCUUGAACAAACAGGAUUCAAUGUUGGAGUCCAUUGAUUCUGAAGCUUUGAUUUAUGAGUUCUCCGAUAUUUAUGGGAAAAAUAUCAGGCUUUUCGAUGAACAUCGUUCGGCAAUGCGUACCCAAUCUUACAAUCAUGGCUUGAUAUUUGUAACCAAGCCUUUAUGCAAAGGAGACAGUAUUAGUAUAAAAAUCGAUUCCAUUAACACCAAAUGGAAAGGCUCGAUUGGCUUAGGUGUAGUGGGUCAAUGUCCCCAAAUCUCAAGUGGUUCUGCCUUACCACCGUCCAUUAUACAGUGUAAACGUCCUUGUUGGUUGGCCACACACGAUUACAUCAAUAUAAAUGGCCAACAAAUAGCGUCAAAGUAUGGCGAAGCUUUGGAACAUAUACAACCGGGCACUGUUAUAACCAUGACACUAACUCAUGCAGGAAUGUUGAUCAUAAUGGUGGGUUCCAUUAAUCUGGAGGAUCUAGCUUCUGGUCUUUCGAAUCAUGUCUAUCCCGUCUUCGACCUCUAUGGUAAAUGUGAACGCAUAACAAUUAUCACCGGCAGUGAUAUGGCUCGCAAUGGCACUCCCAUUGUGGAAGAAUCAACCGCUUUGGAAAUUGAUUCCAUAGAUCAGGACUCUAGUAUACCACAAUGUGAGAAGGCCGAUUUGGAAGUACACGAAAAAGAAACGGAACAAUCCUCCAGUGUAAACACCAAUCCUACCACUACCAGUGCAAUGAAUCGUUCUGUUUUGGAAAGCGUUUCGGAAAAUCUUUUGCUCAAUAUGUCUAUUAAAAAUCGUACAUUAGAACAGAAUCGUGCUGAUCCUAGUAGUUCGAGUUCAUCAUGCUGCCUGCGGGAAUCACUUCAGUUGCAGCACACCACUAAUCUAAAUAUACAACGAAGUCAGAGUACACAACGUUUUUACAAUGCCCUAAUCGCUUAUGCUACCGCACCGCCAAAUGAGGGCUAUAGUGGGCCCUCCACUUCGGCUGCAGCUUGUGCCCCAACUGGUAGUGGUGGUGGUGGCGCUGGUAGUUUGGUAGCCUCACAAAACUAUGAUACCAAUAAGGAAAUGGAUCAACCAGAAGAAGUCUUGGGAGCGGUGGGAGGAUUUUCACCCAGAGAUACGGCCGAAACGGAAGAUCCAAAUGUUCGUUGUGCUUCCAAAGAAAACCCUCAUGAAUUAAAUGAAGAAGCCAAUUUGGCUUUGCAACAGCAACAGAGGCAAGAAAACGAACAGGAAAAUAAUAAUAAUAGCUUGGUAAACAACAACGCCAGUAAUCAGGUGGAAAUGCCCACGGGUAAUGCGCCACCUGAAAUUGUCGAAAAUCAUGAAGGUGUAGUGGGCGAUGAAGACUACGUGGUGGAUGUGUUCAAUGAUCGUUUACUUUUGCUGCGCCAGCUGCAUUUGCAAAGGCGGCAGGAGCAGCAGCGUAUGCAGCAACAUUUGCAGCUGGACAACAAUUCCUCCUCAUCUUCCACCCAAUUUGAUAGUAUGCAGUCCAUAGCCUCAAUCGAACGCAAGGAUUGUGAAUAUCUUAAGCUGGUGCAACAAUUUCGAACUUCCCUUGUAUUGCCGGAUAGCUUUUUUCAAACUUCCAUAGAGCCCAUUUGUUUUUGUGUCCACUGUAAUGCUCAGGCUUCAGAGAAACUUCAUGGCUGGGUGUAUUUCAAACUUAAUCAGCAGACAGUAAAUUCGAAUUCCUCCACCCAACAUGCUCUGGAUGGGGAUCUCAAUGGCGAUUGGCUACCUUUGUUCUAUAUGACACGCGUCGAUAAAAUUCGUGCUAUAUUAGAUCAUGGCCAACCCCUGCCCAUUGAUACAAAUGGUGAAACUCAUUCGCAUAGUAGUAGCAAUCAGAAAGAUGAGCCUGGCACUCGUCUCGAGUUGCAUUUCACACCCAACUCCACAGCCAUUAUACCCAUUAACCAACAGCAUAAAUAUCAUCUGAAUGGUCAAUCGUACAAAAUCAAUACUGCCUUUGAGGUUUAUGUGCGGCGUCAGAGUAUCUGCGCUUCUUCGAAGUCCUCCGCAAACGAAGUAGUCAAGUUUCAUGAGGAAAGGCGUUCCUCCACCUCCGAUGUAGACAUGGCUGCGGCAGGUGGUACCACAUCAUCUACCUCAGCUACUGCUGGAGCAAAUCAUGCGGCCAAUGAGUUAUAUGCUGGUCCCUCAACGUCGCUCUCCUCGGCGCCCGUCAUUAAAGAUCAGACUUGGUUUACCAAAGAAGCCGGAGCUUGUGUUAUAACCGCCUUGAUAUUGAAGCUGGACAAAGUUUCAUCAGCAACAACUAAUGACAUGCAUUAGCUUGCUUAUAUACUAAUAUGGUUAUAAUGAUAUUUGAUAUUAUGUACUAAUAUACACAUCCUUACAUACUUAUAUUAGCUAUAAAUACCCAUUUGUAUAAGUACGGGAUCUUUGUAAUGCUUUUAAAGGGAUGCUCUAUUUAAAUGUUUGUUUCCUUUUGAUGAUUAUCUGCUAUUUUCUUAAUGACGUACUUCUUUUUGUAUGCACAAAGCACUGAUUAGUCUUUAGUUUCGAAACAAAAUACUGUACUGGUUAUUUUUUUAAUUUCCAUUUAAACAAGUUAUGCUUAUUUUCUAAUUUUGGAAAUUGCCGCAGGUAUUCCAUGAAUGUGUAAAUCAAUCAAAUGAAACUGUAAAAACAAAAUUAAACCGUAACAAUUGCAAUAAAGUUCGAAAGAAAUUUA
Stomoxys calcitrans (stable fly) is the source of this 6133-nucleotide messenger RNA. RefSeq names its product neuralized-like protein 4 (gene Neurl4). Lineage: Eukaryota; Metazoa; Arthropoda; Insecta; Diptera; Muscidae. The record is from RefSeq and is a predicted model, not a curated record. Bases 109 to 5730 code for a protein of 1873 amino acids. The transcript is spliced from 11 exons.